Messenger RNA from Alnus glutinosa, 1883 nucleotides. Its product is annotated as protein MAIN-LIKE 2-like. Lineage: Eukaryota; Viridiplantae; Streptophyta; Magnoliopsida; Fagales; Betulaceae. Bases 141 to 1643 code for a protein of 500 amino acids. Gene Ontology annotation, biological process: meristem development; meristem maintenance. The transcript is spliced from 6 exons. The record is from RefSeq and is a predicted model, not a curated record.
CAAAAAAUUAAAAAGAAAAGGAGAUCCAGGGUUCCGGUCUUUGAAAGCAAAGUACGACACUUUCGUGGCCGUCGUCGACAAAACUUUCCCACGUAGCCCAUCGUCGUUUCGGCAACUAGACCCUUUCUUUUUCAGCUCAAAUGGAGUCUCCUGCAGAUCCUGGGCCAAUUGAUAAUUCUGUACUUAAUGAUCAAGAUAACCAUGUCUCUUCAGCAGUUUGGGAUGGACAGGAGAGGGGAGUACUGAGAUGUCACGAACACACUUCACUACUUGACCAAUGGAAGCUCACUCCCAAACAAAUUGAGUUGGUUGAGAAGGCAGGAUUUCGGUACUUGCGAAUGAUUCCAGCAAUUAAUUUCGACAGUGCACUCAUUGCAGCACUAGUUGAGAGGUGGAGGAGGGAAACAAAUACAUUUCACUUGCCGGUCGGAGAAAUGGCAAUAACCCUUGAAGAUGUAGCACUCUUGCUAGGACUCGCAAUCGAUGGAGAGCCUGUUAUAGGUGUAACAAACAGCACACCCAGCUUGUUGUGUGAGAAAUUACUAGGAAGAGUACCAGAGGACCUAACUGGUGGAAUGGUGAAGCUUACCUGGUUGAAGGAGUUCUUUUCUCAAUGCCCUAAAGAUGCAUCAAGUGAAGAGAUUGUGCACCGAACUCGCGCUUACCUUCUAUACCUAGUAGGCAGUACAAUAUUUUCCACCACAACUGGGAACAAAGUCCCUGUUAUGUACCUGUCCUUGUUUGAGGAUUUUGACAAGGCAGGAGAGUUUGCAUGGGGUGCAGCAGCAUUAGCAUUCCUAUAUAGAGCACUCGGAAAUGCUUCACUUAAAACUCAAAGCACCAUUAGUGGCUCUUUGACUCUAUUGCAGUGUUGGAGUUAUUAUCGGCUGAAUGUCGGUCGACCGAGGCUCAAUCAGGAGCCAAACCAAGGUUGCUUCCCAUUGGUGCUUUGGUGGAAAGGAAAACAAAGUGGUUCACGAAUGAGGUGUGGUAUAGUUUCCUAUCGCAAGGCCUUGGAUUCUCUUAAACCUAGCGAUGUAGAAUGGCUUCCUUACAAAGAUAUUGACCGUACAGAAAUACCAGAAGAUAUUCAAAAUUCAUUAACCUUGCGGUCGUCAAAGACUAUGCUCAUAUGCUUUGAGAAGGCAGAGAGGCAUCUCCCAGACCGUUGCCUUAGGCAAUUUGGCAUGCUUCAAGGAAUCCCAAAGGAUGUUCAGCGAUGGGAGAGAAAGAGCCGUGCAUAUGAUCAUGGGGUUGACAUCUUGGGGAAAAUGCAAUCUGAGCUUGAUGAGUGGUCGAUGCGUCGACUUCAUAUUGUGGAAGGUGAUGAUGAUGAUGUGGAGGAAGGGGAGUACAUGCAGUGGUACCAGAAAAUUACUCGUAAAUUUGUAGGGCGGCUUACUUCUGUUGAGACUGAAUUUAAGGGCAAAGUUGAAGCUUUGAAUGAAAUUGCAAACAUGCUAGAUGGGUUUUCAGAAGAUGGGAUGGAUUCCCGGGAUAGGAAUUUACUCGAUGAGGUCAAGGAUAUUGUACACAAAUAUUUGAUAGAUGAAGUUGAAGAUUCACAGAAGAAAAUUGGAACAAAGAGUACCAAGAAACGAAAACGAAAGGAUGUUGCCAUGUUAGAUUUGAAGAUGCAGUGAUCAUUGUGGAGGUAGCUCUAGUUAUUGAGAUGAAAGUACAAGAGUUUUUUUUUUUUUUUUUGGCUGAAUUGCAAAGCAGUCAAGGUGUGCUUUCUGCUCAUCAGGAAAGCACUGUCACUGCUUCCUGUAGGAAGGAGUGUUCAGAUUAUAGACUCCUUGUAUGUAGAUGAUGUAAAAAAUCCUAGAUUUCAGAUGUUAUGUACAACCUUAGUCCUGAAAAUAUAGUUUCAUCUGAACAAA